AUGUCUCCAAUCCGAGUCGCCAUUGUAGGCGCAGGCCCCGUCGGCCUCACUCUUGCUCGACUUCUUUUGAACAAACCCAACAUCGACUUUGUUGUCUUCGAGUCUGAAAAGUCUCGAGAUGCACGUGGGCAGGGCGGCUGUCUCGAUCUACACCCAACGACAGGCCUUGCGGCCUUGAAAGAGGCCGACCUCUAUGACGAGUUCUUGGAGAGAGCCCGCUUUGACGGAGAGGCGCUUAUUAUUUGCGACAAGAAUUUUACCAAAUUUGUCGAGCUGUCCGGGUCAGAUGAGAGAUCUUCUCACGGGAGACCGGAGAUUGACCGGGUAUCUCUUCGAGAGAUGCUUCUGAAUUCUGUUCCUCCUCAUAAAAUCCGAUGGGGCUGUCAUUUACGUACCAUUGACGAAGAUCACAAUCUGAUCUUUGACCAUGGCACCGAGACUGGAUUUGACCUGAUCGUUGGAGCAGAAGGAGCCUGGAGUAAGACCCGCAAGCUUGUAUCUGAUCAAACGCCAAAUUAUUCCGGUAUUUCCGGUACUAUUUUCGAAAUUCCUAAUGCCAAAGAGACAGCGCCCGAGUGCUAUAAUCUCACGAACCGUGGAUCUCUAUUUUCAUAUACCGGAGGCAGGGCUAUCAUGUCACAAUAUCAAGGCGAUGGAAGUCUCAAACUUGCUGUCUAUGCCACUCGGCCGGAGAACUGGUCUGAGAAUGCCUCAUUCGAUAUUCAUGACAUUGAAGCCACCAAACAGGCCAUUCUGGAUGAGUGUCAUGACUGGGCGCCUGAACUACUGCAGUACGUGCGAUAUGGUCAAAAUGUCGAGUUCCGGCCACUCUAUAUGCUCCCUAUUGGCUGGUCAUGGGAGAACCGCCCUGGUGUGACGUUGAUUGGAGAUGCAGCACAUGUCAUGACUCCCUUUGCUGGCCAAGGAGUCAAUUUGGGAAUGCAAGACGCCUUGAUGUUGUCUCGAGCAAUCGUCAAGGGGGCAAAUUCAAAAAGCCCCAAAGAUACUUUGCCAGCAGAGAUCAAGUUAUUCGAGAAAGACCUUUUUGUACGGGCUAAGGAGACAGGCACUUUUACGAACGAUAUGAUGACUAUGUUGUUUUUCAGCAGCUCACUUCGAUCCGUCAUUGAAAAGGUCGUUUUACGGAAAUUGACCUUCUAUGACAAGACUAUCCUGCAACGUGCCAAGUACCCACUGAUGACUGCUCUUAUAUAUGGCUACUACUCGCUGUUCAAACUAUGGCAUUAA
Penicillium cataractarum is the source of this 1248-nucleotide messenger RNA. Its product is annotated as FAD-dependent oxidoreductase. The coding region runs from base 1 to 1248 and encodes 415 amino acids. NCBI's taxonomy places the organism in Eukaryota, Fungi, Ascomycota, Eurotiomycetes, Eurotiales, Aspergillaceae. The record is from RefSeq and is a predicted model, not a curated record. Gene Ontology annotation, molecular function: FAD binding. The transcript has a single exon.